GUUCACGCGUGGGGGGGCGGCCCCUCGCCGCCGCAGUCCCGCCGCUGAAGCUGCGGGUCUCGGCUUCCCGCCCGCGUCCUCACCCGCAAUAUGCCUCCGCUGCCCUCGGGCUGCUCGCCAUGCCGGGGACCUGCGGGCGCCUCUCCUCCCUGCUCCUGGGGCUGGCGGCCGCGCUGCUGCUGCUGACGGGGCGGCCGCCUCCCGCCGCCGCCGCCGCCGCCACCCGCCCGCAGCAGCAGCGGGCGGCGCUGCCGGGGGGCGCUCCCGCCGCCGCGGCGGCCUCAGGAUCUGUUUUUACCCUAAAAGUUCAAGUAAAUGACAUCACCAGUCAUCAGUACCUACGACAAGCGGUUGUAGAAGUGUUUGUUAACUACACGAAGACAAAUUCCACUCUUACUGGAAGCAAUGGAGCAGUAUUAAUAAAAGUUCCUUACAAAUUAGGAUUAAGUUUAACUAUUGUAUCGUACAAGGAUGGCUACAUGUUAACACCUUUGCCUUGGAAGACUGGGAGAAUGCCAAUAUACUCGUCUGUGACGCUUUCACUGUUUCCACAAAGUCAAGCUAAUAUAUGGCUGUUUGAAGAUACUGUCUUAAUUACUGGAAAACUGUCUGAUGCCAAAUCACAACCAAGUGUUCAGUUUCCAAAAUUUUUAAUUAAGCUUCCAACAAAUCACCAUAUUACAAAUGUUACAGCCUAUCUGACAGUGCCAGAGCAGUUUUUGAAAGUGGACAGCUUUCUCUAUACAACAGGAAUUCUUCUAAAUAAAUCGGGUUUCAAAAGCAUGGAAUUAGCUCCUCUUGCUGCAAUAUGCGUAAACAUUCUUUUGACUGGAAAAGAACUGAAAGUAAGUGGUCCCAUUCAAAUUACGCUUCCUCUUCCCACAAGUACUGUAAAACCAGGAGAUGCUAUACCUGCAUGGACAUUCGAUAUGAAAACUGGUGCUUGGGUAAGCCGUGGGCUGGGAACGGUAAAGGAAGCAGAUGGUCAAUUAGUAUGGACAUACACUGCUCAACACUUAGGCUACUGGAUAGCAGCUCCACUGCCAGGAACAAGAGAAUCCAUUAUUAGUGCGGUUUCGAAGGACAUAACAGCCUAUCAUACAGUGUUCCUUACAGCCAUACUGGGAGGUACUGUUGUCAUUAUCAUUGGAUUUUUUGCUGUUCUUCUUUGUUACUGCAGGGAUAAAUGUGGUCGGACACAAAAGAAGGAGAAAAAUACAACGAAGCUGGAGGUCAUAAAAAAAGACCAGACAACAUCAACAACUCACAUAAAUCACAUGAAUGCUGUCAAAGGGUCUUCAAAGUUGGAAGAUAAGUCACAGUUAUAUACACCGAAGAUUUCUUCCUACAGCCCUCAAAGAAGGAUGUCCAUAGACACAGAAGAUGGAAAAUCACAAGACAAUUUUAAAAUCUACACAGAGGAUGCUUCUUAUCAGUCUUCCUGUCAGACUGGUCAGUUAAGAAAUGCAGCCCAUUCAUUGGAGCCUAAUGCUGGAGUUCGACAUUUACAGCAGCUGAAGCAGAGCAACAGUGCUGUUUCCCAGGCUCCCAGGGACAUUCCAGACCAAAACAGAUACCUGUCACUGAAAGAGGACAUGUAUGGGCUUACCCAUAUCCCAGAACAGCUAAUGCAUAUUUACAAUCAACCUAUUGCUAUUCUUCAAACCUCUGACCUUUUCCACUCCCCAGAACAAUUGCAUCCUGCUAAAUCAGCAACUUUGCCAAGAAAAGGGCAGUUGGUAUAUAGCCCCAUGAUGGAACCCAUGAAUCGCGACGGUUACAUGCAGACGUUACCAAAAAUGCCAGUGCACUCUCAUCCACAGCCUUCUGCCUGCAGAGGUGAAAACAAUACAUUAGCUAGUGAAGAGGGCUUACCUUCUCAAACGUCAAACUGGGGCCGGUACACUAACAGCUUACUGGAAUCUGUCUCUGUUCCUGGGACACUGAAUGAAGCAGUUGUAAUGACUCCGUUUUCAUCUGAGCUUCAAGGUAUUUCAGAACAAACGUUACUGGAACUCUCUAAAGGAAAACCAUCUCCACAUCCUCGAGCAUGGUUUGUGUCCCUGGAUGGAAAGCCGAUUGCGCAGGUGAGGCAUUCUUUCAUAGAUCUGAAAAAGGGUAGAAAAACAGAGAGUAACGAUACCAGUCUGGAUUCUGGUGUGGACAUGAAUGAGCAUCAUCCUAGUAGGAAACUGGAGAGAGAGAAAACUUUCAUAAAAAAUAUGCCGCAUUCUAAGAUCCUUUACUUGGAAGAUCUGGAUCUGAGUAGCAGUGAAAGUGGGACCACUGCUUGCACUCCAGAGGACCAGGCUAUGAGGCACCUUCUGGAUGGAGGGAAUGGGCCAGUCAUAGAACAGCAAGAUGAAGAAGGUCUAAGAAGAAAAACGGUAUCAGGAAGUCAUGAAUCUGGUAUCGCUUCUGCUAAAAGAAGGGAUAGACCUUCUAUCACAAAAAGAGAUAGCAAAACCAAUAUCUGGAAGAAAAGAGAGGAGAGGCCACUUAUUCCUAUAAAUUAAAACACAGCGUGCUUUGUGUUGUUGCUCUCCCUGCUGGUUAUUGACCUCUUGGCUGCUUCUGUAAUUCUGCAGUGUUGGGUUUACAAGGGAAAUGUUGUUUUCUAGUAUCAAGAAAAGUUACAGUUUUUUAAUACACAGAUUGAGUUACUAAACUUCAAUUAGGCAAUUGAUAUUCGGUGUGAAUUGAAAACGGGGAAGUGCUACUAUUAAAAUUUUCCAGUUCCUGAUUUUGCUGGCAGUAUAGGGAAGGUCCACAUUUUACUUAGCCUGCCGUUCUUGGACGCAUCUCUGGGAAUGCACAGUGAGAAAUGUAGGCACAAGUUUUAAUUUUUUCAUACUUGUUCCUAAUGCAUUGGUAGACUAGUUAAAGCCACUCCUCAGCCUUGUUCCCAAUCAAUGUGACCAUCUGUACAGUAUUUUAUAUGUGAACUUUUCUAGGGAUCUGUUACUACUUCUUUGUAUAAUGUGAAAUGUUUCAUCAGUUAGUCCCACGACACCAGCAGUGAGGUCUGUUGGAUUUAUCAGCGGAGCUCUAUAGCAUUUCUGCCCUCCCUGUGUGCCCAUCUGUGUGCAAAAGGUUGCCAUUUCAUAAUGCAGUGGCAGAAGGGGGAUGUGUACAAGCUCUGUGGCCACUGCAGUUCAUGGUCCCCACUGUCUUAAGACGUUGCCCCUCUCCUUUGUGUUAAUCUGCUUUCUUACAAACUGUGAACGUUGAAGACUGAUGUCUGCUAUGAAGUGUCCACAUCCAGCAGAAAAGGACUGGUUCUGGUAGCAUUCAGCUGCUGCUACUGCUGAUCCUAGUGUCUUGUUUUUUGGCUUUGUUGUCAGUUAAAAUCUUCUCUUCUGCAUGCCGUUGGACCAGUUGGGCUCCACAACAUAGUCUUGAAUCCCUGAAUAUUUAUAAAUGAGAGUUUGGCCCAUAAUGAAAGAGUAUGCAAGUUUAGACAAAUUAUGCCUUUGAAAUAGUUCCCUUCAGCAGGUAAGUCCAACACUGUUGCUUUUUAUUUUAUGUUUAAAAAGAAUGGAAGAUCAUCAGAGGUUUAUGUGCCUAUGUUUUGCCAGCCUGAGCUGCUUUUGUCUAGGUUGUGCAUUGCAGAGGGGUUAAACAGGCUUUAAAAGUUGGGGGCUUUUAUGAGCAUGAGAGAGCAGAUGGCAAAAUUUGGUCUAUAAUGCAAUAUAAAUACUACUUAUGACUCAUCUUAGAGUUAAAUUUACCAAAAGUCAUGAAUGCAUGAAAUGUAACUAAGAUAUGUAUAGAGGAAGGGAAAGGCCAUCAGAAUAUUCUUUAUUUUUAAUGUUCAUCUUGUCAAAGUGAUAGUUUCAACUUUGGCUAACAGAAAAGUAGAUGCAUCCCUGAAUGUGCUUCAUACAGUGUAUCAAACGUCUUCCUGUGGCUUUUAAGCUGUUUCCUUGAUGAAAUAAGUUCUAGCAUUUUGGCUUGGGCAGUUUGAUUAUAAAUCAUCCUAAAAAAGCUUUAUAAAUAUUUCUGUUAGAGCUUGGUUAGGCUUCUGUACCAAGACCCAAACAUACAAUGCCUGUAUCCAAAUCGUGGGGUGAGAUGCACUUGAUUGUCUGCCCAGUAGUACCCUCAAGCUGGGAAAUGCCCUAUGCAGCUGGGCUUCUGGGAACAUUUACUCAGGAAACAUUAUUGUGAAAUAUCUGUUGUGUUGGGAGUGUCAGUUGUCUGGCCUUGUUUCUAGAAGAAUAUUCAAGGUAACCAGAAUGGUACUAGCUAUACACCAGUUCAAAUUCUUCUGGUGUGCACUUGCUUCAUGAAUGAAAAAUGAUGUUCCUGCUGAGUUCAGAAGUAUGAAAGUGCAAAAUAAGUUUAAGAGGUGUGCUGUCAUGGUUUAACACCAGCCAGCAACUGAACACCACACAGCUGCUUCCUCAUUUCUCCCCCUGUCCUCGGUGGGACGGGGAGAAUUGAGUGGUUGGGGGUGGGAAGUAAAACUUGGGAGCUGAGAUAAGAGCAGUUUAAUAAUUGAGAUGAAAUAUAAUUUCAUUACAAUUUAUUCUAUUUUAAUGAAAAGAGAAAGGAAUAAAAUGGAAGACAGGUAAGUGAUGCACAGUGCAGUUGUUUACCCCCUACUGACAGAUGCCCAGGCACUCCCUGAGCAGUGAUCAGUGCCCCUCACCCCUGGCCAGCUCCCCCCUUCCCACUUUCUAUACUGGGCAUGACGUGCUAUAGUAUGGAAUAGCCCUUGGGCUAGUUCAGGCCAGCUGUCCUGGCCGUGCUCCCUCCUAGCUUCUUAUGCACUUGGCAGAGCACAGGAAACUGAAAAAUCCUUGACUUAGGAUAAGCACUGCUUAGCAAUGCUAAAACAUAGGUGUGUUAUCAACAUGAUUCUCAUACUAAAUCCAAAACACAGCACUGUAGCAGAUACUGGGACGAAAAUUAACCAGGACGAUAUCCACCUCUCUUUCUAUACCAUUUAUGUCAUGCCUGCCUUCCACGCUUUCCAGUACAUCCCAACUGAUAUCUACCACCUUUCUUGUCUUUUGAUACAUACGCACAAGUAUCAUUCUGUUAGUCUAUGGGCCAUCCCUGUAAAGUGUCUGCAAAGUUCAUUCAGUCUAUGACUUUGGCCUCCAUCUGUCGUAACAGGCUUUCAGGGCAGGAAGGAUGGUGUGUGGUGUUGGAUUGUUGCAUGCUGAACCCCAUUCUCAUUCAAUUACUGCUGUGCUUGUCUGCUUCUCUCACUGCUGCACUUCGCUGAGUCUCGUCCAAGUUCACUCUCCAUUGAUCCGGGUGAUUUUUACUGUAAUACCCUUGAUAAAGCAUACAGCCACCAUAGAAGUGAUGAUACAGUGUUGUGUAACAGUUAACAUACUAGAAUUUAAAUCACUGGCUAUUCUCACCCAAAGUCAAAUCCCCUUGAGGCACACAUCAGAUUUCCCCAUCAUCCUGCAUCGCCCACCAAGUGCACCCAGGUCCUUGAGCAAAAGCAAUUCUUGAAGUGGGUGCUUAAUUUCAGCAUGUGUUUCACAGUGAUGGAUACCCUGUGUAAUAGUGUCCAUCGUCCAGUUAACCCUUCAAUCACGAGCCCAUCUCUAUGUUGCAUGUGUUCCUUGAUGGCCUGAGGUGUGAUGGGCUCACCAAGCUAUAAAUAAUUCACUCUUACAUUGCCAGUCCAGAUCCACCUCAGCCACUUCAGUCUUGGGAGCCUGAUCCACCUGGGGGAUUGUUUUGAUGUUCUUCAGUGGUCCUGCUCUUGGGUACAGGGGCAUCUCCAUGACGUGCUUUGACAGCCAGGUUCUCUAGCUGGGCAGCAAUAUCAUGCCACAAUGCAGCAGCCCAAAUGGGUUUGCAUCUGCACUGCCAGUUGCUCUGUUUCCAUGGCGGCAACCACUCCCACAGGGCAUUUACCACCAUCCAUGAGUCUGUGUACAGAUCAAGUAUUGGCCAUUUUUCUCAUUCAGCAAUACCUAAAGCCAGCUGGAUGGCUCUCACUGCUGCACACUGACUCGAUUCACCUUCCCCUGUCAGCAGUUUCUGUGACUUGUCCCAUAAGACUCCACACAGCUGCCUUCCAUCUCUGAUGCUUUCCCACAACAUGAUGGAACCCAUCAGUGGACAAGGCAUGUUGCUUCUCAUUUUUUGGUAAUUUAUUAUACAGUGGGGCCUCUUCAGCACACACCACCUCUUCCUAUGUUGACAUUCCAAAAUCUUUAUUUUGGCCAAUCUGUGAUCACUCCCAAGAUUCCUGGGUGACUGGGCUUUCCUGUUCAAGCUCGUGUGAUCAGUGCGACCCACUUAUUCCUUGUAGCAUCAGUUGCAUGGUGUGUGGAGGGGACCCCUCCCUUUGAACGUCAAGCCCAGCACCAGGAGCCACAGUGCCAGGAGGAGCUGUGUCCCAGUACCAACCACUUGCGAAGCAGCUCAAACACCUUCAUAAGCUGCCAGUGUUUCCGUUGGAGUACAGCAGGUCUCAGAUCCUCUGUAUCCCCUGAUGCUUCUGCCAGAGACUCCAGGUAGGACCAUUCUUCCAAGCUGUGAUGUGGAACACAUUUUUUACAUCUUGCCCUGCCUGGGCUGGCCCAAGGGCUACUGAGUAGACUGCCUCCUGUUUGAUUUAUUCAAAGGCUUGCCCUUGCUCACGGCCCCAUUUGAAAUCAUUCUUCUUCCAGGUCACUUGAUAGAGAGGGCUUACAAUCUGACUGUAAUUUGGAAUGUGCAUUCUCCAAAAACCCACAACACCUACAGAAGCUUGUGUUUCCUUUUUAUUAGCUGGUAGAGAUAUAUAGCUACUGUUUUGUUGAUCCCAUCCAUUGGGAUUUGGCAAUGUCUAUCUUGACAUUUUAUUCCUAAAACUUGGAUCUCCUGUGCAGGUCCCUUGACUUUACUUCAUUUUAUGACAAAAUCAGCUUCCAGAACUAUUUGAACUAUUUUCUUCCCUUUCUCAAAAACCUCUUCUGCUGUGUUACCCCAUACGACGACAUCAUCAGUGUACUGCAGGUGGUCCAGAGCUUCACCCUGUUUCAGUGCAGUCCACAUCUGCCGCGAUUGAGAGACAGGACACAGCUUGAUGCAAGCAGAAUGUCAGUCUUAUUAUGAUUCUUCACAUACUUUUAUACUAGUUCCUAGAUGACCUGUUACAAACUAAUUGGUUUCUUUAGAAUAUGCCAAAGACUGAUUGGCUUACAUUCCACAAGCAAACUGUGGCUUGCACUCUGCUGCCAAAGGGAUUGAGAAAAAUGCGCUGGAGAUAGCAGUUGUGGCCUACCACUUGGCUGCCUUUGACUCCAGUUUGUAUUGAAGCUCUAGCCUGUCCCACGUGGCAGCACUCAGGCCACGAUAGUCUAUUGGUAGUCUCCACUCUCUAUUAGACUUUCACAUUGGCCCCCUGGGGCUGUUAGUGAGCGAGUGUCAUGGUUUAAAUCUGGUUGGCAGCCAGACACCUCACAGCCGCUCACUUAUCCUCCCCAGUCUGGGAAAGAGGGGAAAGAAUUGGAGGGGUAAAAGGAGACUCUUAAGUUGGGAUAAAGACAAUUUAAUUAUUAAAAUAAUGAUAAUAGUAAUGGACAAUGUGAUCACUCACCACCUGCUGACUGUUUCUGGCUAGUGAUCCCAGAGAAGAGAGAAUCCUGAAACUGCAAGCCUGGAAGUGAGAGAGCAAGCUUCCCAGCCCAUCCUCAGCUAUAUAGGGAGCAUGACCUUAUAUGAUAUGAAAUAUUUCAUUGGCCAGGUUGGGUCCGUCGGUCUGGCUGUGCUCCUCAGCUUCUUGUGCACUUGCACGCUAGCAGGACAUUGGAAGUUGAAUAGUCCUUGAUUUCUUAGCAACUACCAAAAACAUCAGUGUAUUAUAAACAUUCUUCUCAUACUAAAUCCCAUACUGAAUCCAAAGCACAGCACUGUGGUGACUGAGGCACAGACUCAGAUCAAGGGUGAUGCUGAAAUAAAGUGUCUCAGUAUCAGCACACAGACUGCUUAUAUAUCUUUUGAAAGUUACAGUACUUUUCUACCAGCUUAACAACACCAGGUGUUUACAUGCUAAUCAUGCCGUCUUCUUGCUUCCUUCUUUCCCAUCAGCAGCCGAAAACCUCAGUGUGCUUAUCAGCAUUUUUCUCAUAACAACCUCGUGCCAUGAUCAAAACACAAUACUUCCAACUACCAAAAGAAACCUUAACUCUACUUUUCCCUUUCGUCUCCCCUGACACAGCACUAUUCUAGCUACUGAGAAGAAUAAGUAGCUCUAUCCCAGGUGAAACAAGGACAGUUUUACUGAUCACUCCUUGGCUCUCUAGUCAGCGAAUCGGCUAAGGGAUGGGAAUUGGGGAGUCUUGGUGCGAUAUUGCUGCCGGUGCACAGUUGUGGUGGCAAUUGGCACCUGUUGUUCUUCAACCCUCAGCAACCCCGCAACAGAGGGGUUCUCCAAGAGACCAGGCAAGCUGGACAGCUGUUUAACUUCCUCUGUCUCCAAGGCAGCUAUACCAAAGGCCCACUGGUACCCCUUCGGGUCCUUGAAGUACCCUCUCCUGAGGUAGGGUGUGGCAAGGAUGCACGGGGCCUCUGGGCCAGGCACAUAAGCAGGUGUUUAGGCCACUCAUUCCCAGUUAGGCUCACUUCAGCCUCCAAUGCAGUUACCUGUCGGGAUCCCCCUCCAGAAAUACAGAUGGGUUCUGCCCCUUUAUAGCUCGAUGGCAUUUGAGUACGCUGCACUGGUGCCUACUCGGGCCUUGUACUCCUGUGGGUCUGACAUGCCAGGCCAUGGGAUCCACACAGUCCAGUAGACCCAGUUGUCCCUCUCUUCCACCUGGCUGGAGGCAGGUACCCUGAAGUACUGGUCAUAGGAUUCUCUACUCGGUUCUUUCUUUCCAUAGGAUCAGGAAUAAGAUUAGCCCUUCCAUUGUGGUAAACUGCCCACUGGAGUCGGGAACAGCAGUUUUCCUGGAAAGAAAAACAUUUGUGAUUGUUUUUCCUUGCAAUUGACAUACCUGUGCCACUAGGGUUGAGGUAGAUUUACCAUCCCAAUUUCUCAGGACAGCGACUCAGAUUCACUGAUUUCCAGGCCAGGAUAAAGGUGAAAAGACUCCACGGAUUCUUCAAUUCACAAAACUCGGCUUUUAUUUGUUCACAACAGUUGUUGGCAUGAAACUUGGUCAGUAAGCCUUGCAACCUUUGCAACAAGCAGUAGACCAUAUACCGUUAUGUUUUAAGGCUCAGCCACACCAGCCACCGUCCCCUCUGAGAAUGGUUUUUAAGGAUCCUGCAGGAAUAAAGUCCAACCAACACUGGUCGAGUGCUAAAAAAAACACUUAUUGGCCCCAGAAAUAAUGCUCCCACCCAGAAGUAGCGGUAAGGUUUUCCCCACAAAGUGGGGGAGAGAGGAAAGGAAUAGAGGAAAGUUGGAAAAGCGGGUAAGAGUUGAAGACAGGUGUCGUGGUUUGAGCCCCGAGGGCAACUGAGCACCACACAGCCGUUCAUUCACCCCGUCCCCAGCGGCGCAGAGGGCAGGGGGUUACAGUCAGCUCACCGCUCCUUCCUUCUCAGGAGGUGGGGUGAAUGCCACCCAUUUUUCUCCUGCUCCACAGGGUUCCCCUCUCACUGCAGACAGCCUCCCACACACCACCUCUGGCAUGAGUCCCUGUGCUGCUCUGGCGUGGGUCACCCCCGCGUGUUGCAGCCCUCCCAGUGCCGAACUACAACCGCGGGGGUUACUUCUCCCCUCAGAGUCCCAGCCUCCUUUAAGUGCAGAUGCCUGUCCUGGAGUGGCUUUCUUACCAGGCUUCAGAUCGACCUCUACUCCGCGCUGGACCUUCAUGUGUGGCAGGGUGAGUCACCCUGCCGUCUCCCCAUGGGAUACGGGGGUCUUUGCUCCAUUGCACCUCUCCCACGUCCUUCUCUUUCCUUCAGCUGACUUCUGCAUUUACCCUCCUCACAAGUCCCAGCCCCCUCUCAUGUUCCCCUCCUUAAAUACGUUAUUGCAGAGGUGCAGCUGAUUGGCUCAGUUUUGGUGCAGAGGUGGAGCUCACCUGGAGCUGAGGGAGCUUUGAGAAGCUUCUCACAGGGGGCCACCCCUAGAGCCCCCUCCCCUGCCACCAAAAACCCCACCACUCAAACCCAGCACAAAAUUUCAGGACAGUUUCUCCACCAUGGUUUCAAUACAUGAUGUUGAGAUUAAUCUUUCAGAAGGUUACACCAGUUCUAGGUCUUGGCCUCUUUUUGAUAAGGUGGUUGAUGGAGUUCGCCAAGGCUUGAUUCUGCAGAUUAAAUCAUGUGGCUUAGGUCAGUAUUUUGAUGUAUCGUAAAUUAGGGGAAGUGAUCAGGCUAAAUAGUAUGCAGCUAUAUGCACAUUUAUCUGGGUGUGUUACCUAGAAUAAGAUAAUUGACAGUAAUUUUCAAAUUGUUACCAAAUGCCACAUAUUACAGAAAUAUUACCAAAAAAAAAAAAAAAUCACUUAAAAAUUCCAUUUGAUUAACAGGAAAAAUCUUCAUAGUAGUGUCAGAAAAUAAAUGAACUCUGGUAUCUUACAAACUUGAAAGCAGAACCAAUUUGAUAAUUAGAGACAUUAUUUACCAAUAUAGAGCUAGAGAUAAUGCACAAAAAAUAAUGCAGGGUUAGUUGUCUGCUUUUUUUUUUUUAAUGUAGUAAUUUGUACCAAAGAGGAUGAAAAGAAUGGGCACCAGUCUAAAUUCCUCUCAUUAGUUAAAAAGUGAAACCGGUUAACAAUAUUACAGAUAUAACACUGUGUGAAUUAGAAGGCAGUACAGUACGUCCGUUGUCUAGUACUACAUAUUAGCAAAAUCUGAAGAUAAACUAGCCUGCUGAAGUGCCUUUCUCUUUCAUCAGACUUAUUUUAUCAGUGGGACACCUGACUAUCUGAAAAGCACAUUAUGUUUUUUUUUCUUUCUGUUAGCCAAAAACUCCCUCAAUCCAUAGUUAAAAUUAUGUAGUUUUUAUAAUAUUUUAAAAGGCAGAUCUAGUGUUUUUUAUUUUGGAAUACAGACUCCUGCAUGUUGAUGAUGAUGGUAAUUGUUGUAAACCCUGUUUUUUUGUAUUUUAUGUUUGAAAAGAAAUUAAAAAAAUAUAUCUUUAGCAAUCUGAACAGUAGUAUCUUUUUAAAAUGCACAUAUGGGAUCUGAUUCAACUUAAUAAAUCAAGAGUAAGCGUCUUGAAGUCACUGGAUUUACAGGUAUGAAACUGACUGGGACUUUAACUUCAAAAAUGAAUUUAAUAUAUGUUUAUAUAUAAAAACUAUUGUAAUGAUAAAAAUCCUUUUUUCAGCUGCUAACCUUUCUUGCCAGUAGAAGCAGAAAGUGUAUGGAGAUAGGUUCUUAAUUCCUAUUUUCUAGAACAAAUUUUUAUCUCAAUUUGGAACUGAACCUGGAUUAUUUACAUAACACAAGCUUCUGCUUUUUAAUUUUUUUUUUAAUUCAGUGGAAUUACGUAAAACAGUACUAUGCCUAGAGAGUUAAAAAUGAGCAUUCUUUUGUAGCAGUUUGUACUAAUUUGUGCCACACUUCUAACAGUAGGCAGCUACCUUUGUGUUAAAGAAUUUAUAGGAAAGGUGGUUGAAAUUACUUUAUUCUGAGCUUCAUUUUCUUUUAAAAACAGUAUUCAGUAUGUUCUGAUUACCAAAAAAAAAUUACUUCUGAUUUUUUUUUUUAAGACUGACGGGAAAACAGUGUCAUUAUUUUUGGUAUUAGCACUAUUGGCCUCAAAACUGUUUUACCAAAUGAUUUUUUUUCAGUCCGUUUAAGAUUUAUUGAACAUUCCUAUAUUCCCUCUCCCCAAAAUGUACUGGUGUUUUAUUCCUCGGUUAACCAAUUCAGUUCCUUUGAAGCACUUGUUGCACUUAAGUCCAUGUUAGAACAGUAAUAUUUUUACAACAUCUUAUUGUGUAGAAAGGCACUUUUUAGUGCUCUUUAGAGCUCGGAGUUCAUACAAAGCCUGGCUCUGAGAUGCUGAAGGGUAGGUGAACUGAUGGCACUGACUGCUCACCACCUUGCAUGUUGGAGCCUUAUAUUCAACAAACACUUCAUUACCUUGGCAGUCAAUUUGACAAACACUCUAGUAUGGCUAUUGCUCAUGUAAAACAUUCUUGAUAUUCAGUAUCCUGGGUUUAAGUAUUUCUACCUUUUUAUAUUUUGUCAGAGGUGUCUUUUCAUCUCUGUAUUUACUACAGUAUCAGUGUAUCUGUUGCUGAAAAUGUAACUAAGAUUUGUAAAAUGUUAUAGCUUAUGCAAUAUAAUAAAAGUUUUAAAAAGUCA
Tyto alba (common barn owl) is the source of this 12231-nucleotide messenger RNA. RefSeq names its product family with sequence similarity 171 member B (gene FAM171B). The record is from RefSeq and is a predicted model, not a curated record. Bases 120 to 2516 code for a protein of 798 amino acids. NCBI's taxonomy places the organism in Eukaryota, Metazoa, Chordata, Aves, Strigiformes, Tytonidae. The transcript has 8 exons.